AUGGAGGCCCUGAACGCCACACAGGACGGGCUCCUGUCUGACGAUGACCCUGGGAAACUCCUUUACCAGGACUAUGAACAAAUGGCUGGUGCAAACCCGCCAGCCAUGCCCACAUUGGUGUUUGAGGGGGUGAACUUUCCAGAAGAUCCCAUUAAACUGCUGAGUGUGCAGGUGGUGUUGAUCCUGGCCUACAGCACCAUCAUCGUACUGGGGGUUCUGGGUAAUUCUCUCGUCAUAUAUGUCAUCUACCGCUUCAAGACACUUCGCACGGUCACCAACUUUUUCAUCGCCAACCUGGCUGUGGCCGACCUGCUGGUGAACACGCUGUGCCUCCCCUUCACUCUGGUCUACACGCUGCAGAGCGAGUGGAAGUUUGGCAGCACCCUCUGCUUCCUGGUGCCAUACUCCCAGGGGCUCGCCGUGCACGUCUCCACUGUCACGCUCAAUGUGAUCGCCCUGGACCGCCACAGGUGUAUCGUCUACCACCUGGAGACCAGGAUGCGUAAAGACGUGUGUUUCGGGGUGAUAGCCUUGACCUGGGUGCUAAGCGCCGUGCUCGCCAGCCCUCUGGCCAUCUUCAGAGAAUACCGCUCCUUCACUCUGGAGCCUGGACACACAAUCCAGGUUUGUACGGAGAAGUGGCCCGGUAAAAACACCGGCGGCACGGUCUACAGCAUCUCCAUGCUGAUCCUGCAGUACUUCCUCCCGCUGUCCAUCAUCUCCUUCGCCUACGCCCGCAUCUGGUCCAAACUGCGCGGCCACGUCAGCCCGGCAGAGAACGGAGGCAGCAGCAGCGCGGGCUCCGAGCGACACCGCCGGCGCCGUAAAACCACCAAGAUGCUGGUGACCAUGGUGGUGGUGUUCGCCGUCAGCUGGUUGCCCUUCCACGCCUUCCAGCUGGCCACAGACAUCGACAGCACGGUGCUGGACAUGCUCGACUACCGCCUGCUCUACACCAUCUUCCACGUGGUCGCCAUGUGCUCCACCUUCGCCAACCCGCUGCUGUACGGAUGGAUGAACCGGAACUACAGAGCAGCCUUCCUCGCCGUCUUUAAGUGUCAUAAGGGAGGGGAGAGAGCAAGGAGUGGGCGACUGGACAGCAUCCACCCAAUCGGAGGUGGAGGAGGAGGAGGAGGAGGAGGUGGAGGAGGGAGGGCGAAGAAGAUAGUGCUGGAAACCCAGGAUGUAGUCUCAACCCGUUUGAACGCCACUGAUGUCUGA
Molecule: messenger RNA, 1221 nt
Organism: Cheilinus undulatus (humphead wrasse)
Lineage: Eukaryota; Metazoa; Chordata; Actinopteri; Labriformes; Labridae
Gene: npy2rl
Product: neuropeptide Y receptor Y2, like
Exons: 5
Coding region: 1-1221 (406 amino acids)
Biological process (GO): G protein-coupled receptor signaling pathway
Cellular component (GO): membrane
Molecular function (GO): neuropeptide Y receptor activity
Source: RefSeq, a predicted model, not a curated record